Messenger RNA from Heterotrigona itama, 5402 nucleotides. The record is from the annotation of a GenBank genome assembly. NCBI's taxonomy places the organism in Eukaryota, Metazoa, Arthropoda, Insecta, Hymenoptera, Apidae.
AUCGAACUCUACAUCGCAAGUUACGGUUAUAAGCGUACUCAGGGUUUGUUGUUCGUCUGUUUGGUGUAUCGUAUGUGUUUAUAUUGGUUUCUUGUGUAAAAACUACAAAAUUUUCAUAAUGAGUGCCGAGGAAGAAGUAUUACGAAUUCAGAAAAAAUUAAACAAGAUGUCGAGCGGUGACGGGACGGGACAAGAACAAGCAUUGGAAUUACUUAAAAUAUUACAAAAAUUACCUGUUGAUUUGGAACUCCUGACCAAGACACGUAUUGGAAUGACAGUAAAUGCAUUGAGAAAAUCAAGCAGAGAUGAAGAAGUUAUAUCAUUAUCCAAAACUCUCAUUAAAAAUUGGAAGAAAUUCUUAUCUGGAUCCAAUAAAGAAAAAGAUUCUACUUCUUCAAGCAGUUCCAAAAAGAAAGAUGAUAAAUCAGAGAAAAACAAAGAUGAUGGAGAUCAGAAGAAAGAUAAGGAUAAUACAGAUGGAAGCGAUGUUAAAACGAAGGAAGAGAAACCUCAUAAAGAUAUUCAAAGAAAACAGUCUACGUUUCCUGCUCCUACAACCACAGAUGCUGUAAGACUUAAAUGUAGGGAACUGUUGGCAGCAGCUUUGAGAGUAGAUGGAAAUACAAUUGAUGGCUGUGCUACACCAGAGGAACUAGCAGAGGAACUGGAGGAAGCAAUUUAUGCAGAAUUUAAAAAUACUGACAAUAGAUAUAAAAACAGAGUACGAAGCAGAGUUGCUAAUUUACGUGAUGUAAAAAAUCCUAAUCUUCGAACGAAUUUUAUCGCUGGUGCUAUAACACCUGCCAGGCUUGCUGUUAUGACUGCAGAAGAGAUGGCAAGUGAUGAAAUAAAACAGUUAAGGGAACAGUUUAAAAAAGAGGCAAUUAAUGAUGCACAACUUGCUACAGUGCAAGGAACGAAAACUGAUCUAUUAAAAUGUGGAAAGUGCAAAAAACGUAAUUGUACUUACAAUCAAGUGCAGACGCGCUCAGCUGAUGAACCUAUGACUACUUUUGUACUAUGCAAUGAAUGUGGAAAUCGAUGGAAAUUUUGUUAAAUAUUCUUUCCACGGUUUUUUCUGAUCGCAAUGGAAAGGAAAAUGUAUUUCGUUCGAAACCUACCUAUUAAUCAUCAUUAUUAGAGUUAAUGAAUAUUACAUAUUUACAAUUCACAGAUUAUAUUGGAUGCUUGAUAACGUUUUCAAUUUUUUCACAAGUUUAAAGUAUCCAGUUUUUAUUCUAUUGUAUAUACUGAUAUUCUGAAUUACUAAGUCUCAUCUUAGGGCUUUACAGAGCUUCAAUUAUAUUAAAAAAAGAGUUCAUUAAAUUAAAUGAUACGUUUUCUUAUUUUAAUACAGCAUUAUUGCUGUCAAAAACUCUUAAUAUGCGACUAAUAUUAAAACUAAAAUGUUUCGUUCUGCAUUGUACGAGUUUAUAUAAUACUUUACCUGUGAAUAACUCGAAAUUGUGGGUACAGUACUGAAAUACAUAUAUGUAAUUACAAUGUAGUAUUUUUGGAACCCUUUUUGACAAUAGUAAAAAUUGCAUAUUUAAAGAUAGAUGUAAUAUUUAUUGUGAGUGUAAAAUAAUUUCGUUUUUAUUUAAAUUAAAUUGAAGGAGUUUGAAAAGUUUAUAUAAUUUAACUUCUAACUGAUUGAGUAACAAUUGUACACUCUUUUUUAUUGAUUGAUUUUACUUGGUAGUUUUUAUGAAUCACCGUUGGGGGCCACCACUUGAUGCUUCCAACAAUUUAGUCCAACAGUUUACGUGUUUCAACGCAUACGCUAAUUUCUAACCUAAUAUCAAUGUCAUUUGUAUUGCUCUAUAUCCAUAUGUACUUUCAAAUGGUUUCUAAAUCAUUUACAAUUUGCUAGCAAGAUCAUGUAAAGAAAGAUAGUUGUGUUGAAAGAUAGCGUAUAAUUGUACAGAAAAAUUCAUAAUGAUAUAAUGUUUAAAAUAAAAUCUUUUGAAGUUAAGAGAAAAUUCAAUGAAUAUUCAGGAUAACAUAAACAUUUUUGAUUACUGUAUAUGCAUCAUAAAGUGAACGAUUCACGAUCAUCACUAUGUGCGGAGACGCCCACAUCAAAGAGCAGUGGCAACUUUUACAAAAUCUUCGAUCUACGGUAGAAGGUUUAUUAGUCGAUGGUGUUUUAAACGUGUGGAAUGUUUACGGUGGUUUAAAUCGUCUUCACAAUGUAAUGGAAAGGAUAUUUAAACAUGGCUGUCGAAUAUUUAAUCGAAAUGGAGAACCAGAUUGUUGGAUCUUUAUUCAAGGAUUAAAUUGGCUGCAGCCUUCUGCAGCAUUGUCACCUGUCGUUUCUGAAACAGAGGAUUAUCUUUCCAAUUUACCAACUAGGAUCAUAUCACAUAAAGAUAUGUUAUGGUUAUAUAAAAGUUUGGAAAGUCAUUCUUUGUCAUAUAAGCUAUCAUGGCUUUUGUCUGACAAAGAACAUUUACUUUCUUGCUUUGAACCAUGGGCAUUUUUGUGUCAAGAAAACUUAGCUGAAGCCACACUUUUAUGUUUAAGAGCAGUUGAAAGAAACCAACCUACAUUACUUACAGAAAUUGAUCCAUCCUUGUUUUUACCUUGUUGGAUUUCUCCUAAAAUAAGUCCCAAAAGACAUCGUCGAUCUUCUUCAUAUCCAAUUAAUUUCUCAACAAUAAAUUUUAGUGUUGCAACAGAUAAAGCUGUGCAUAUUGAAAGAUGUCAAUUAGAAUCAUUAAAAAUAGCUUCAGAUUGCAAAACUGUGCAACAUGAUGAUGUUAAAUCAAAUGAAAAAAAUGAAGAUAAACCAUCAAAUUCUAAAGAAAUUAAUGAUAUACCUUUGAAAAGUUGGAGUAGUCUUUCAGCAUUGACAAAAAAUUGUACAACUCUUAGAAAAACUGUUCCUGUAGCUUCACCGUACGUUGCAAAGAAUAAUACACAGAAUAGUAAUUAUUCUCAAACAUCUUCUGUUGAAUUAUCAAAAAUAAUUAAUGUAAAUUAUGCUGAAUUAAAACAAUCAAAUACGGAUAAUAAAUUACUCGUAAAGCCAAGAACUCCUAUAAGAAAGAUAAAAAACAAAACUAAAAUUAAACAAUAUCAAAAUAUUAAAAAAUCCAGCGAAGAUUCCGAUGUGUUGAACAAUGAGGACGCAUCGACAAAUGCAGUAGAGGAAUAUCGAAUUCCAUCUCUUAUAUCAAGUGAAACAAAUUCAGAUAUGUGUAAUACAAAUUCCACAGAAAUUAAGAUUUCUCAACAGCCAAGAAGGAAAACUUCUCUUCUAUCAGGAUCAGCACCUGAAUUUACUAGUCCGUGGAAUUUAGAAAUUGAAGGGCAGAAGGAUAUAAGAACACCAAAGAAGAGUUUCAUGGAAGAUGGAGGAAGCAGUGUUCAACCUAUGGCUAUAGGAUACUUUCCACGUCCAACAGAAGGUCAAAGUUUGACAAAUUUUCUAGCUUCUGCACAAUUUUCUAGAGCAAAUGCUGAAUUGGAUAGAGAAAAUGCACAUUUCAGUGUUUCUGAAGCUAUGAUAGCUGCCAUUGAACAAGUAAAAUGUAACAAGCAAUGGCGCCUUAUGGAAGAAGCAACUGAAGAAAGUGAUGAAGAAAUAAAUAGUUUAAAACAAAGGAUACGAUUAAGGCGGCGCCAACGACAAGAAGAACGGUAUAAAGGAAGGACAUGGAAUCGCGAAUUAUUAAGCGAUGGCAAGACGGAUACAACAACUACUGAUCAAAGUGUUAGUCCAUUAUCAACUUCGUCUGAUACUCCAUCAGAAAAUAUAUCCACAGAUGAUAUAGAGGAUUUAGAAGUGGAUGAUGAGCGAAAUGCAGUAAAACUUAAGAAUGCUGGAAUUUCUAUAUCCAUGGCAUCGUUAUAUUCAGAUGCAGAUUUAUAUCAAUCAUCUCCUGCACAUGGAACAGAAUCAACAUUAACUGAAAGUAGCAUGUCUGCGGAAGGGGUAGCUUUGUCGCUUCUUAGCAAAUUUAGUGAGAAACAAUUACCAAGAGCGAGUGAAUUACAAUGGCUGGUCUCUGAAAAGGAUGUACCACAAAGAUUGUUACCAUUACCAAAAAGUUGGCCAAUAAAUCCAGAUGAUACAGAAAAUUCACAAUCAAUUCCAUUGCGUGGGACGACAGAAUGGGCUCCACCAAGACCUCAAAUUAUUUUUACAUCACAUCCUCCACCAGUGCGGCGCACUCUUAUAGCUAAACAGAAUUAUAGGUGUGCAGGAUGUGGAAUGAAAGUUGCAAUAAAAUAUGCUAAUAAAUUUCGUUAUUGUGAAUAUUUAGGUAGAUAUUUCUGUACUGGAUGCCAUACGAAUCAAGUAGCAUUGAUACCAGGAAAGAUUUUAUCUAAGUGGGAUUUUAAUAGGUAUUCUGUAUCAAAUUUUUCAUAUAGAUUGUUGGAUCAAAUGACAUCAGAUCCAUUAUUUCAAAUAAAUGACUUAAAUCCAUCAUUAUACAGACGAAUAAAACAAUUAACCAGGACAAGAUUAUUACGUUCACAAUUAUUUUUCUUUAAAGAUUUUCUAUUUACAUGUCGAUUUGCGAUAAGUGUUCAAGAUGUUCUGAAGAAGGAACCAAAUUACAUAAUGAACGAACCCCAUAUAUAUUCCAUUCAAGAUUUGAUGCAUGUUAAAUAUGGUAUUUUGCCAAUGAGAUUACAAGAAUUGGUUGAAAUGUGUAAUAUGCAUAUUAUGAGCUGUGAGUUAUGCCAAGCUAGGGGAUUUGUAUGCGAACUAUGUCGUUCCAAAGAUGUUAUAUUUCCAUGGGAAUUUUCAAAAGUUAAUAGAUGUGAAAUAUGUGGUGCAUGUUUUCAUAAUGAAUGUAAGCAGAAUUUUAAUAAAGCAGAUUGUCCACGCUGCAUUCGUUUACAUGAUAGACGAAUAUCUAGAGAACAAUUUUGACAUACGGUAAGAUUGUCUUAUGCCAUAUCUUUAGCUGUAAGCAUCAAAUUGGUAAUUUAUAAAUUAAAAUUUUGGAAAUUGAUUUUUAUUUAUUAUAUUUAAUUUAAAAUUGAAAAUAACAAAGUAAAUUAGGGGUAUUAGAAAUUAUAUUAUUAAUUAUAUGCAUGUAUUACAAUAUAAAAAUAUUUUAAUUUUGAAAAUUUAUUAUAUUUAUAAACUAAAUAAAAUUAGGUAUUCUGUUGUUUAAAAUUUUUGAAGUAUAGCAUUUUAUAAAAAAAAUUAAUUACUUUAAUAUAAUUAUAUGAAUGACAAACGUAGCAAAGACUGAGAAAAUGUGAUAUAUAAAAUAAUUGUAACAUUAUUCUUAAAGUAUCUUACUUAUUUUUCUUGUAUGUUACGUAAUUAUUUAUUACGUAUACUGUUACCAGUCAAGACUAGCAAUAAUUUGUUACUAUUUAUAAAUUUUUAAUUUAAAUAAUAUAUAUUAUUUCAAAUAUAUAUUUCAAUAUGUUAA